Molecule: messenger RNA, 1359 nt
Organism: Adelges cooleyi (spruce gall adelgid)
Lineage: Eukaryota; Metazoa; Arthropoda; Insecta; Hemiptera; Adelgidae
Product: facilitated trehalose transporter Tret1-like
Exons: 6
Coding region: 1-1359 (452 amino acids)
Biological process (GO): carbohydrate transport; transmembrane transport
Cellular component (GO): membrane
Molecular function (GO): sugar transmembrane transporter activity
Source: RefSeq, a predicted model, not a curated record
AUGAGUAUUUUCCCCCAAGUGUAUGCUUCUGUCAUCGCCACCCUAGGCGCUUUAGCAAUGGGAAUCAUUAUUGGAUGGUCUUCGCCCGCUGAGGAGAUGUUGGAGAAAGGAAAGUUCGAUUUGCCUUUUAAGGUUACCGUCUCGGAUACACAAUUGUACGGGUCUAUGUUUGGUGUUGGUGCCGCUUUUGGAGCGUUGCCAGCAGGUUAUAUCGGCAAAUUAUUGGGGCGCUGUCUGAGCAUGGCGGUAUUUGAAAUGUUCCUGGUCUUUGGCUGGAUUUGCCUGACCUUUCCAAAAGGGGUGUGGAUGUUGAUCGCCGGUCGUGUACUGCUGGGUAUCGGAGUUGGAGCCCUGUGCGCUGUUAUACCGUCGUAUGUCGGCGAAAUAUCUCAACCCCACGUCAGAGGUUCUUUGGGUUCGAUGUUUCAAGUGUUGGUAGUCACGGGUAUACUGUAUUCAUACUCGUUAGGCGCGGUACUUAAGUACCAGCUUUUCAACUUUUCCUGCGGGAUAUGGUCGGUAAUUCACAUGAUCGGCGUAGCUUUCAUACCGGAGUCCCCUUACUAUUACCUAAAUAAGAACAAAGUCGAAAAGGCAGAACAGUCUUUGAAGAGACUGCGAAGUGCAAACGAAAACACGUCCGUCGAACUGGUCGAAUUGAAAAAAAUCAUCGAUGAACACAAUGCGGUGAAGCACAGUUUCUUACAAGUUAUGUCAAACAAAGCAAACCGGAAAGCUUUGCUCAUCGGAAUGGGCUGCAUGUUCUUCCAACAGUGCAGCGGUGUCAACAUGGUGGUGUUUUAUAUGAAAGAUAUAUUCGAUUCGACCGGAAGCAAGAUCAGUUCAAACACAUCGUCUAUUAUUGUUGGAUUCGUUCAGCUCUUUAUGACGCUUGUUACAAUGGCGAUAGCAGACAAAGUAGGACGUCGGAUUUUGUUGAUCGGUUCGGGCUUGUUAAUGGGCUUUAGUUAUCUUGUCAUGGCCCUCUAUUACAAGGUUUACCAGAAUAGCGCCUCAGCGGUCGCCAAUUAUCACUGGGUGCCUCUGGUAGCGAUUGCCUUGUACGUUUCGGCAUUCUCUUUGGGCUUCGGUCCUAUACCUUGGGUGGUCAUGGGUGAAAUUUUCUCCAACGAAGUGAAACCGUACGGUACUAGCAUUGCAACUUUCACCAACUGGUUUUUAGUUUUCUGCGUCACAUACAUGUCGCACGAGCUAAAGAAAUGGGUUGGUAAUGCCGGCACGUUCUUUACGUUCAGUAUGUUUUGUUUUGCUGGUGCUCUGUUUGCGAUACUAAUGGUACCAGAAACCAAAAGUCGGACUCUGGCUGAAAUCCAGGCACAACUGACCGGUGACACGUAA